AAAUCUAAGGAGCUGCAGUUGCAUAGAGAUUAUUUUUGUGCAAGUGGGCAAAUUUUGGACAAAUAGUCAAAAUGAGUGAAGAAUUUACACCCAGAAACUACCAAGUGGAACUGAUGAAAAUUGGUUUAGAAAAGAACUCAAUUAUAUUUUUACCCACUGGAUCAGGUAAAACUUUCAUUGCCUUAAUGAUUCUGAAGCAGAUGAGCGGAAGCCUCUUGGAAUCUUACUGCAAUGGAGGGAAAAUAACGAUCAUACUGGUGAACACUAUCGCCUUGGUCGAUCAGCAUAGCAAAUACAUUCUGGACCACACGAAUCUGACCGUGGGUCAGUACACCGGAGAGAUGAACCUGGAUUUCUGGCCCAGAGAACAGUGGUAUACGGAAUUCGAUCAACAUCAAGUUCUCAUUAUGACCUCUCAGAUACUGGUCAAUUUAGUCAAUAACAAUUAUAUGGAUUUGAACCGCGUGAACCUGCUGAUCUUCGACGAAUGCCAUCGCGGCGUCAACGAUCACUCGAUGCGCCAGCUGAUGAAGACGUUCGGCUCGCUUGGCUCGCCGCCCCGCGUCAUCGGCCUCACGGCCACGCUGUUGAACGGCAACUGCAAGCCGACGCGCGUCAUGCAAGCUGUGCUAGAACUCGAGACGACCUACCACAGCAAGGUGGCUACAGUCGACGGACUGGACAAGGUCGUAGGGUAUUCAACAAAUCCGAUUGAAGACUUCAAGAUAUGCAAGCCCCACGAAUCGAGAACACAUGAAACGUUGGCCAAAAACAUACUAGACAGAACCAUUACCGUGCUCAAACUCAUCCAUCCAGAAGUCAAACGGACGGUGAACUCUUUGCGACUGCAAGGUCUCAAGCCAUUAGACCCGGAAGACGGUUAUCGCGACCUGUGGAACCUCGUGACCGAUCUGCGCUUCCACGUGGAGACGAUGGGCGCCUUUGGCGGUCUCAAGGCCACCACGGCCCACCUCGUGCAAGUCGAGCGCAUCAAGAAGCACUGCCAGGAUUUGUCCUUCUUCGAGAUACUCAAUUUCGUGCAGACGUCGAUGUCGUUCGUCGAAGAAGUGCUGGGAAGUGCGAUGAGAGGUUACGACGAACUAUCGCAGAUAAUGAGGUUCUCGUCCGACAAAGUCCUGAUGCUGAUCAACAUUCUGCGGGAGUACAAGGCGAGAUCGAAGGAGGAGCUGUGCUGCCUGAUAUUCACGCAACGGCGCUUCACCGCCAAGGUCAUCUACCACGUGCUGGACGCUCUCAGACAGGCGGACGAGGAGUUCGCUCACAUCAAACCCAACUUCAUGGUCGGCUACAACAACAAUCCCAUGAACGACACGAGGGAGGGCCUGUUCAUAUCCAAGAAAAACAAACAGGUGUUGAAUAGUUUCGUCAACAAGGAGAUAAACGUCCUGGUGGCCUCGAACGUGCUAGAAGAGGGCGUCGACAUACCGAAAUGCACCCUCGUCAUCAAGUACGACAAACCCGAAGACUACCGAUCGUACAUCCAAUCGAAGGGCAGAGCCAGGCACAAGGACAGCCUGUACUACAUCGUCGUCGAGAGGGAUGAUUUCACCAAGUACAUGGGGAAGUACCGGCAAUUCCAGGAAGUGGAGGAGACCCUCAAUAACUAUCUGAUCGGAAAAAAUAAAGAUAGAUUGGAACCGUCGAAACGGGCCAUAGAAGAGAUGUACAACGAGGACGAGCUGCCGCCUUACUACGUAGACGGACCUGGCUCAGCGCAGGUCAACAUGCAGUCUGCCAUUUCCCUCCUCUGUCAGUAUUGCAACUGUCUUCCCUCGGACAUUUAUACCAUCCUGGCGCCAGAGUGGUACAUUAAAGGAAAAUCUACAAGUGAUAGAGACCAAGAGAAAAUGUUAAGCGUGGUCAUCCUUUUGCCGACGAUCUGUCCCGUUUUAGAUUUGAUUGCGGGUCCUUACAUGAAGUCGGCCAAGGUGGCGAAACGCGCCGCCGCCCUGAAAGCGUGCGAGAUGCUUCACAAGGCGGGCGAACUCGACGACCAUCUGCUGCCCAGGAAGAACGAGGUCAAAGAGGAGGACGUCAGCUUCCUGUUCACUCAUUACCCCGCCAAAAAGGAGCUGUUCGUGGGCAGUUCCAAGGUCCGCCGGUUGCACAAGAAAAAGGUCGCGCAAUCUACCAAAGGGCGGAUAAUGCCGAACGCGCCCGCCUUCUUGCACGUCGUUGAUCUGGCGCCGCAGUUCAAGCGGAGCGUCGAGCCGAACGACGGCCAUCUUUACGACGCCUUCGCCGCCUCUCUGACCUUUGGCCUGCUGACCGCCCAGCCACUGCCCACGCUGUGCGACUUCCCCGUCUAUCCGGCCUUGGGCACGGUGAACGUCCACGUCAAGGUCAACAGGAAAGUGGUGUCCCUAACCGAAGCCCAACUCCUGCAAGCCAAACAGUUCCACGUGCGCGUAUUCAGCGACGUACUCAAGAUCGCCCACCCCUUCCUGAUGAUGGACGACGACGAGGAGGCCGAAACGUUGCUGCUGGUGCCGGUCGACAAGUCGAGCGACUGCAUCGAUUUCGACAGCAUGAGCGUGCUGCGGCGAGUGAAGCCGAACGUCGAGCCGACGACGCACGAGAAGAAGGGUCUACGAGUGGGGGUCGAGAGUCAUUUGGGGAAGAUAGUGACGCUUUGGUAUCGAAAUGCUCCGCCUCCGCAACCCUGCCUCGUCACCGAGAUCUGCCACGACCGAGACGCCCUCUCGCGCUUCACCAACGAAGACUACAACUGCACCUUCAAGGAAUACUUCGAGCGACGCUACGACAUUAAGAUCCACAACCCCCAGCUGCCUUUGCUGCUCACCAAGAGCCUCACCAAGCGCAAGAACUUCGUCAAACCGAAGGGCAGAGAGGCGAAGCGCAAGCGCGACAGAGCGAACGAGGAGCGGCCGCAGCACCUGCUGCCUGAGCUCGUCGUCUUGCAGGACUUUCCCGCUUCGCUGUGGGUGCAGGCCAGUCUGCUGCCCACCGCGCUGUCGCGGGUCAGUUUCCUGCUGCAAGUGGAAGAGCUGCGCGCGCAGGUAGCUAAGGAGGCGGGGCUUGGAAAAGAGGUGGUGGGGAAAAGGAAGCCAUUGCGGUUGGACGAGUAUCUGAUUAAGUACGAGGCGUUUAUCGAGGAAGAGGCGGAGACGGACAUGCUCGAAGGCGACAGAAUUUCGGUGAUCCCUCCAGUGUUUUGGGAUCGCAACCAGGACUAUGCAGCCAUAGUCACCAAGAUGUUGGAGGCGCAGUACCCGUGGAGGGAUGCCGAAGAGCCCAAGGACCUCGAGAGGGACCUUACCGUGUCCAUUGGAGACGUUGAACGGUACGAGACGUUCAUCAGUCAGAAGCCGGAGGUUGGCAAGGUGUCGAUCGAUAGCUCGAUGGUGGACAAGAAGCUUAAUAUUGCCGGAAGCCCGGAGUUCGUGCAGAAACCGUUGGCGUUGCUGGAUACGGCGUUGGGCGAGGACGGACCUGAGCUGUGCGAGCUGUACAGGGCGCUAACAGCUGCCAAGGCAAACGACAUCGUCAACCUCGAAAGGCUGGAAACGCUCGGCGAUUCCUUCCUCAAGCUCAUCUCUUCGGUGUACAUCUCGUUGCGCUUCCCCCACUACGACGAGGGGCGCGCCACCAAUCUCAAGUCGCGGCUGGUGAGCAACAAGAACUUGUACUAUCUGGCGGUGCGGAAGGAGUUGGGCGGCGUGAUGAAGUUCAAUGAGCUGUCGCCGGACACCGAAUGGCUGCCGACAGGUUUCACUAUUCCGCGUUUGAUGCAGGACCGGAUCGAAUCGAAGAAUUUGUCUCUGAGGGCUCUGUACGAUCUGACUAUUCCGGAGGAUGAGCAGAUUUCCGGUAAACUGUCUGAAGCGACGUCUGAAGUCAUCAGACGUUUAGAUAAGGUUCCCGAUGAUACUGAAGAGUUGUCGUACCACGGCAAAGGCCCCUUCCUCAAGAGCCAGUACAUCGGCGACAAACACGUCGCCGAUGUGGUGGAGUCGCUGUUGGGAGCUUAUAUCAGCUCUUGCGGAAUCCUAGGCGGAAUAAAAUUCGUGGAAUGGAUGGGCAUCGUGCCGGCAUCGGAGGACCUCGCAGGCAUGCUGAGAAAGCCGCCGAUAUCGCCGGUGCUUAACAAAGAGGCGACGCAGGCAAAUAUCGACUAUCACUUGCCGCACUGGCAUGCCGUCGAGCGCAUCCUCGGCUACACUUUCAGCAACAGGGCGUAUCUACUGCAGGCUCUGACGCAUGCCUCGUACACCCCGAACCGGAUCACGCUCUCCUACGAGAAGCUCGAGUUCCUCGGCGACGCCAUCUUGGAUUUCCUCAUCACGUGCCACAUCUACGAGUCGUGCGGCAACCUGAACCCCGGCCAGCUGACCGAUCUGAGGAGCGCCCUGGUCAACAACAACACGUUCGCUAGCCUCGUCGUCAGGAACGGCCUGCACAAGUUCCUGCUGAUGAUUAAUUCCACGCUCCAAGGGAUGAUCGACAAGUUCGUCGGCAUAAUGGAGACGAAGCAGUUCGAGAUCGACGACCAGGUGCUCAUUUUGUUGGAGGAGCAGGACUACAAUAUGGCGGAGUCCGUGGAUGUUCCCAAGAUUCUGGGCGACAUGUUUGAAGCCCUAGCCGGCGCCGUCUAUUUGGACAGCAACAAGGACCUGAAGACCGUGUGGAAAGUUUUUUACAGGCUUAUGUACAAGGAGAUCGACCUGUUCAGCAAGGAUGUGCCCAUGAACAUUAUAAGGCGGCUCUUCGAAUGUGUCGGAGCCGAACCUAAAUUCGGUGAAAGUAAAUCUGUUACUAGCCAGAAGGUGAUGGUGCCGCUGCAGUUUUCGCUCAAAGGUGCAAGAAAAAUUGUACACGGCUUCGGUAGUAACAAGGUUAUGGCCAAGAGAGCCGCUGCCAAAAUGGCGCUACGUUUCUUGGAGGAAUAAUAAUGCCAAAAAUGCCAUCGACUUCGAUGACUCACAAAUCAUGUUUAAAAAACAUACGGGGAAAAAAUUAAUGUGAUAUUGGGAUUUUCUACGUUUCCAAAUAAUGAAAUUAUUGUUUUAUGUUUAUUAAUUUUAUUAUUUAGUUUAUGUUUGAUGAAAAGUAUGGGGGAGUCAGACCGACAAACUUCGUUUUUCUAAUUUUGACAUGUAAUUUGACACUUCACUUCAAAACUAAUGGAAAUUUUGAAACCUCUUAAAGUAACCAGUUGGGUAAAGUAAAAUAUUACAUAACUGGUGAUGGAAUGUUCAUUUCAACACCACUAACGGAACCGAUUUUUUAACGCCUCGACACGUGUUUCGCUAACUAUGUUAGCAUCUUCAGGAGAAGAUUAAAAACAGUUUCAGUUUCAAUCUUCUCCUGAAGAUGCUAACAUAGUUAGCGAAACACGUGUCGAGGCGUUAAAAAAUCGGUUUGGUUAGUGGUAAAACAGUGUAGUGUAUUAUCGUGCCAAAGGUUCCAGUCUUCGAUAUACCACUAACGGAAUAAAAAUAUAGAUAAACAAAGAUAAUAGUGCACUGUGAGCAGGUUUCUCCAUAUCACUUGGAAAUCUGAACUUGAACCAGCCAUUUUCCACUACUGAAGAGAUCAAAUGAG
Molecule: messenger RNA, 5586 nt
Organism: Phaedon cochleariae (mustard beetle)
Lineage: Eukaryota; Metazoa; Arthropoda; Insecta; Coleoptera; Chrysomelidae
Source: the annotation of a GenBank genome assembly